GACGCGGAUUCCAAAGUGCAAGAUCCCCGACUGGCGUCCACGUCUCACCCAGAGCCUCAGAUUCACGAACCUUCAUGUUCUACGGAGUCCGCAGAGGAAAUAGUACAGCCACCACAGUUACUACCGCCUGCUACAGAAGAAUCGGAACAAUUGUCUGCUGCCCCUGUCCUUCAAGUAAGAUUCCAAGAAGAUCUCAUUAGUGAGGUAAGUUCUUCUUUGGCAGUGUGCGAAUGAGAUUACUGAUUUCAAAGGGGCGGGACGUUUGCGUCACUUGCUUUGUAAUUGUUGUCAUAAUCCACUGAUCUUUAGAACAAAUCAGAGAAGGAGGGAGAGGGGUCGUUGUUGCUUGAUGUAUUGGGCAUAAUGUUGGUUCUCACACUAAUUUGCAUAGACUUUGAAUAAAAUCGGAAUUCGUUAAAACUAGUUGUUAUACUGACAGUCACUAUAUGGUUGAGUCAUAAAAUUGUCUCCUCUCAAAGAAUGCCUGUCUCCGAGUAUGCUUUGCAGUCGUGGUUUUCAAUGUUGCUCACUCUUAUUUAUCGAACUUCAUUUGAAGCAUAUAGCGCGAAAUUUGAUAAAAUAUAAUCACCAAUAACUCGUAACAAUUACUAUUCAAAGCUCAUUCUACUCCUGUUAUUAAUCUUAGAAAGGCUUGAGCAGAUUCGUAUAGCGUUCAUAAACAAAGCCAACAGGCGCAAAGCAUACCGGCCAACAGGAAUUCUUUAAUGUAAAACUUGUGCACGCUGACUAUACGGUAAUAAUGCCAAACUGAUGGAAUAAUUAGAUAUUUCCUAGAUACAGCUUUUUUCUCUUCCAGCAUAGCGAUCGCGACUCAGACCCCAGCGACCGCCAUUUAAACGCUUUGUCGCGGACGUCGUCUGGAUCCCAAGAGUCUCUUGGCGCAGUAGAGACGUCGGCAGAAUGGCAGCCCACCCCUCAAAUACAGCACCGCCUUUACUACCUUAA
Porites evermanni is the source of this 966-nucleotide messenger RNA. The record is from the annotation of a GenBank genome assembly. Lineage: Eukaryota; Metazoa; Cnidaria; Anthozoa; Scleractinia; Poritidae.